This is a messenger RNA of Daphnia pulex (common water flea), 2120 nucleotides long. Its product is annotated as phosphoenolpyruvate carboxykinase, cytosolic [GTP]-like. Gene Ontology annotation, cellular component: cytosol. Gene Ontology annotation, molecular function: GTP binding; manganese ion binding; phosphoenolpyruvate carboxykinase (GTP) activity. Gene Ontology annotation, biological process: gluconeogenesis; response to starvation; cellular response to insulin stimulus. Lineage: Eukaryota; Metazoa; Arthropoda; Branchiopoda; Diplostraca; Daphniidae. The record is from RefSeq and is a predicted model, not a curated record. The transcript is spliced from 14 exons. Bases 117 to 1985 code for a protein of 622 amino acids.
CAAUCGCGUUGGUUGACUUGGUUCUACCAAGAACAAGUCGAAUGAAAUGGACAGCUGAUUUCUACGAACAGGUUUUCUCAUUUAUAACUAUUGAGUAAUCCUGAACGGCAUCAGCAAUGAAACUUGUCAGUUUCAAAGGAGUUCCGGUGGUUCGCGGGAAUGUCGAUUCUCUCCCGAGAAAGGUGUUGACUUUUCUCGAACACGACGUGGAGUUGUGCCAGCCGGCGUUCAUCCACAUCUGCGAUGGAUCCGACGAGGAAAAUCGGCUCAUGCUGGACAUUUUGAUCGCCGAGGGGAUCGUCCAGCCGCUGCCUAAAUACGAAAAUUGUGUGUUGGCACACACCGAUCCUCGGGAUGUGGCCCGGGUGGAAUCCAAGACGUUCAUCUCCACGGAAUCGCAGCGUGAGGCAGUCCCAGUCCCGAAACCGGGAGUCAAGGGACAACUGGGCAAUUGGAUGUCGCCGGAAGACCUGGACGUUGCCAUUAAAAAGCGAUUCCCCGGAUGCAUGAAAGGCCGGACGCUUUAUCUAUUGGCUUAUUGUAUGGGUCCUAUGGGAUCGCCGUUGUCCAAAUUCGGCAUCCAGGCGACCGAUUCCGCUUACGUCGUCGCUUGCAUGCGGAUCAUGACCCGUAUGGGGAUGCAGGUGCUGGAUGCGAUGGGCGACUCUGAUUUCGUCCGUUGCCUUCACUCGGUUGGCUGCCCCUUACCCCUGAAGGAGCCACUGCGUCGUGACUGGCCCUGCAAUCCCGAACUGACUCUCAUAGCCCACAAGACGGCGACUAACGAAGUGAUGUCGUUCGGGAGCGGAUACGGAGGUAAUUCCCUGCUGGGCAAGAAAUGUUUCUCCCUCCGCAUCGGAUCGGCCAUUGCCCGUCGUGAAGGCUGGCUGGCCGAGCACAUGCUGAUCGUGGGGGUAACCAAUCCGGAAGGAGUUAAACGUUACCUAGUAGCCGCGUUUCCCAGCCAAUGCGGGAAAACAAACUUGGCCAUGUUGACGGCCUCCUUGCCGGGAUACAAAGUCGAAUGCGUCGGAGACGAUAUCGCCUGGAUGAGGUUCGACGAAAAGGGACAGCUCAGAGCCAUCAAUCCGGAAAAUGGAUUCUUUGGCGUUUGCCCAGGGACUAAUAACAAGACGAAUCCCAUCGCCAUGGAAACGAUCCAGCGGAACACGAUUUUCACAAACGUUGCCAAAACAUCUGACGGCGGUGUGUUUUGGGAGGGUUUAGAGGAGGACUUACCAAAAGGCGUUACCAUCACAUCUUGGCUAGGCGAGGAGAAUUGGCAGCCGGGCUCUGAACGUCCAGCCGCUCAUCCCAACUCCAGAUUUUGUGUUCCGGCUUGCCAAUGCCCGACGAUCGAUCCGAACUGGGAAGAUCCCGCCGGAGUACCGAUCGAUGCCAUCAUUUUCGGCGGCCGCCGUCCGGUUGGCGUCCCGUUGGUUUACGAAUCUCUCAACUGGCAGCACGGCGUGUUCGUCGGUGCCACUGUCAGCUCGGAGGCCACAACGGCGGCUGAAUAUUCCGGCCAUGAAGUCAUGCACGAUCCUUUUUCAUCCCGGCCGUUUCUCAGCUACAACGCCGGCAACUACAUUGGACACUGGCUGGAAAUGGAGAAACCCGGAUGCAAAAUGCCCAAAAUCUUCCACGUCAAUUGGUUCCGUCGUGAUUCAAAAGGCAAGUUUUUAUGGCCCGGAUUCGGUGAUAACAUCCGAGUUCUCGAUUGGAUUCUACGCCGCUGCUCGGAUGAGAAAGAAGAUAUCGCACAGAUGAGCCCCGUUGGAUUCAUCCCGAAAAAAGGAUCGAUCAAUAUGGAGGGAUUGGAGAAUCCGGUCGACUGGAAUGAACUCUUUGAUUUACCCAAAGACUUUUGGAUGACUGAGGUAGACAACAUUGAAAAGUAUUUGACGGAUCAAAUAAACGAAGAUUUGCCACCCGAAAUGCUGAAGGAAAUUCAAGAUCUUCGCCAGCGCUUUAGUCAAUACUAGAUUUUUCUUUCAAGUUUUGCCGGCAUUCAAACUAGGAAUAGGCUAAACAGCAUCUUUGAUGUCUCAGCUGACCGGCUAAAAAUUUUCGAAUUUUCCACUUUAUUGUCUGUAAUACAAAAUCUGUUUUUGAAAUCA